Messenger RNA from Lentinula edodes (shiitake mushroom), 588 nucleotides. Its product is annotated as cytochrome oxidase complex assembly protein 1-domain-containing protein. The record is from RefSeq and is a predicted model, not a curated record. Gene Ontology annotation, cellular component: mitochondrial inner membrane. The transcript is spliced from 5 exons. Lineage: Eukaryota; Fungi; Basidiomycota; Agaricomycetes; Agaricales; Omphalotaceae. Gene Ontology annotation, biological process: mitochondrial respiratory chain complex IV assembly. The coding region runs from base 1 to 588 and encodes 195 amino acids.
AUGACUAUUCUACCCCGACAACAUCUACAGUGUACUAUCGACCGAAGAUGUCUUUCAACAACUAGUCGACCUGGUCCCGCUGCAGCAGAGCCUCCAAAUGUUACCAUAUAUUCUGGAACUUCUCGUCCACGACCGUAUCAUUUGAAACACCCGCCUCCUGCGCUGAAAAGAGAUUUACCUCGAUUACAGAAAACUUGGCCUGCAAUCCUUGCUUUUGCCGUCAUCGGGGUGGCUGGAUGGACUGCUUUCCUCACAUUUGUGACAAACCAGGAAAAGAUCUCAAGCUCGGUUGUUCAACAGAUCAUGCGGGAGCUACGAGAGGAUGAGGAAUUGCGGGCGGUUCUCGGAGACGCUAUACGAAUGCAAGGUGAAUGGUGGCUGAAUGGCGAUCCGAGAAUCAUUGGUUCGAUUAGCACCAUGCAAGGAAAUAUCGAUGUUAGCUUUAGAGUCAAAGGGUCCAAAGGUGCUGGCACGGUCUAUUUCACCAGUAUCCGCCGUGAAAAGGGCGUUCCGUUCGAAAUCCUUCGCUUUAAAGUCAUCGCAGAUGACGGUCCAAUUAUCUCCAAGGUCAAGGACGUCACUCAUUGA